Messenger RNA from Lindgomyces ingoldianus, 1275 nucleotides. RefSeq lists its product as uncharacterized. The transcript has 14 exons. The coding region runs from base 1 to 1275 and encodes 424 amino acids. Lineage: Eukaryota; Fungi; Ascomycota; Dothideomycetes; Pleosporales; Lindgomycetaceae. The record is from RefSeq and is a predicted model, not a curated record.
AUGUACAAUACAUUCCAAGACGAUUAUUUGCGGCAGUCCUGCUCGAACUUGCAGUUGCCUAAACAGCAUGAUUACUUCCAAGUGAGUCUGAAGAUCACGAGUAUGCAAAAGAUGACCGCAUAUCCUCGUGUCUCUUCUUUGGCUUCUGUAGCGAAUGCCUGGGCAGUUCCCUAUGAGAAUCCAACGUAUGGCAAUGAAGGCUUAAGUUCCGAUACAUGGCCAAAGUCAGAGCGCAGCGCAAAAGAUAUGCCCUCCCAAACUCAAGGCACGGAGAAUUGCUGCUACUUAGCUCAAGCACGGCUUUCAGUAUGGCUAAGAGAUCGCCUGGGGGAGAGUGCUACUCCCAGCCAUUGUCUCCAAUUCGUUAGAAAGUAUGGCUAUAUCGAGUUUGCUGCCGGUUUGAAGCUGCAACUAGCAUCCACUGGUAGUGCUCCAUCUUCUUCUUUGCCUUCUCGGCAGAUAUGGGCUCAGUUUUCAGCGUCGUCACACCACUUGCCAUUCCUAGUUUCACCGAAUAAUCCCUUCUUGCUGCUUUGGAUGAACCCUGUUUGUGCCCCGAAGCCUCGCCUUGCCCUUGACGCCCCGCCUUAUGUCAGCCUGAUUCUCCCCCAACUCACACAAAGCAGAACUUUAGCUGAACCCCAUGUGCCUAAGAAACCCCGCGCCUCGUACCACAUCCUUGGGGUAGAGUUGAACCGGAGUUUAACAUCUGACACUUGCUCGAAUACAGAGCCAUAUUGGAAAGUCGUAGCGCCGGGCGAGGUUGCCUUGUUGCCUUCCAAUACGUGUCACUGGCUAAGUGAAGCCAAAAGCUUAUUGGUCCUCUUUUGCAACCACUUUAAGUCCGCGACAAGAGAAAAUGAAUGCACAAUCAGCAUCGCCCCAUAUCUCAAGGCCAACUUUAAACCAAAAGGCUGGAAGAUGUCUAAAGAUAUGCCACCGGGCUCAUUACAGAACCAUGUAGAGCGUCGCUCCGAAUUCGACAGCUGCCUUCUCUUCGGAAGUUCAAAAUUCAAGCAAUCCAAUGCCCAUAAUGAUGCCACGAGUUCAAUAGCACUUGUUGGAUUGAGACCUGCAGCAACCACUUCCCAUAUGGAGAUGUCGGGGUUAGAGCCAGGCCGUGGAAGCGGAAGCGUCUAUGUGAUAUUCUUCGGGAAUGAAAUGAUUUUUCUUCAGCCUGCCUCAGUCGUUCUCAACAGCUCAUCGCGGAAAGGGCCUUGCGUUCUACCGAUAUUAAUUUAUCUAGUUCCCAUGCUCCUUAGAUUCAUAUUGUAG